This is a messenger RNA of Lactuca saligna, 1194 nucleotides long. The record is from the annotation of a GenBank genome assembly. NCBI's taxonomy places the organism in Eukaryota, Viridiplantae, Streptophyta, Magnoliopsida, Asterales, Asteraceae.
AUGAAAAAAGUUUCAAGGAACAAGAAAAAAAGAGAAGGAGAGCCAUCGGAAUUGGUUAUUUCCACUAGUCAUGUUAACGAGGGUAAAAACAUUGCUGGAAUGAGUGACAAAAAGAACAAAUUGAAGAAAAAGAAAAGAAAUAAAGAAAAUAGUGAAGAUAAUGCCAACCAACAAAAUGAUAAUCUGGAAGGUGCAAAUUCUCCAAAGAAGAUGAAAAAAGCUGCAAGAAACAAAAAGAGAAAAGGCAUUGAGACAAGUGAAGUUGCUCCCCCUCCUACUCCAGAUGAUGAUGUUAAAACCAGUCACAAGAAAAAGAAGAAAUUGAAAAAACAGAAAAAGAAAGGAAAAGAAGAUGGUGUCGUUGAGCAUCUUUUGCACUCUAGUGAAGUUGGAUCCAAUUCUAACCAACAAAUCGGUAACUCAAAGAGUAUCUCUCAAAUAAAACCCGAUGACAAUGAAGACGGAGUUUAUGAAAUUUCCUCAGGGGAUGAGGAUGAGACAACAGGAAUGAAAAGAUGGAUUGGUGAAUACCAUGGAGGUAGACCUGGAGCAGAGGUUUUGUUGCAAAGGAUCAACGACUUCUUAGUUGACCACUGGGCACAGAAGGAAAAGGAAAGAAAAGAAAGGGAGAGUGAAGCAGCAGAAGGUGGAUGGACAGUUGUGACACAUAUGAAAGGAAGGAAAAAGACGACAGAUGUGGAAAGUGGUACAACUGUUGGGUCUGUUGCUCAGGCUGCUGUCGUGGACAACAUCUCCAAAAAGAAGAAGAAACAAAACCAAGACCAAGUUGGCCUCACUUUCUAUCGUUUUCAGAGAAGAGAGGCACAAAGAAAUGAGAUCAUGAUGCUACAGAGCAAAUUUGAGCAGGACAAGAAAAGGAUACAACAAUUGAGAGCUGAAAGGAAGUUCCGACCCUAUUAGCACCUCACCUCAAUUCACAAAUUUUGAAUUUCGUUUUUAUCUGUAACAUGAGAGCUGUUCAAGUCAAGGGGGUCAAAAUUUUUGUUCGUUAUUAAAUUAUUGACUGAUCAUAGAGAUUUCACUAAACUUUUGUAAAAUCUAUUCUGUUUUGUAUGGUUUGGUUUUGAAUGAUUCCAUUAUUGUCUAGUUUUUGGUUUUCAUUUUUUGCUUGUACAAAAGUAUUAGAGGUAAUACUAAAAUAGAUCGCCAUCAGUGAAUUCAUUAAAGAAAAUA